CGUCCGAUAUUUAGGGCCGCGGUGCGUUGGUAGCAGCACUCAGAUUUUGUUCCUGUGCCGCUGAGGGUUGGUCCAACCUCCCUCUCCGUCCUUCAAUGAUACAGCUCUGUUUUCCAAAGUUGAAGAACUCUAGCUACGCCUGUCUCAGCUUGAUAUCGCUUGCUGGACUUCAACGCGCUGUUUGGUGAAUUGCACACGCAGAGUAAGCAUCGUCUACCGUGUGGAAUCGCCUAUAGUGGAAUCCCAGCCGUCGUUGGGCGUUGGUAGUCGCCCUUGUCAAGGAGGAGCAGGCUGCUUUAUCGACCAGGCUGCAGAAGUGAGCACAGAACGGGAUGGUUAAUUUCAAACUGGGAGGAAGACCGGGAGUGCAUCUGGAGUCUAGACAUCAUUAGAGGUCUACCAGAUAUACUUUAUAGACGCUUGAGAGCACCGUCAAGUAUCUGUCUACUCCUCAGUGCAGUACAUCUUGCAUCACCAUUUCUGAGGCAGUGUGCUCAUGUGUGACCUGGUCAGCCUGAGCAAGAGGAGUUGUGCAUGUGUGAGACAAUCUCCAGGCAAGACCGACUGAGUGAAAGCAGGUGAAGAAUUUGUACUGGGAGUCAAUAAACUUGCGAUACCCGGCAUAGUGAAUCUGGUGCACUAUAGAAGAAGAGGUGAGAGUAGACAUGGUUGUGAGGGACUUCUAUUGGUUGGCCAAUGCGCACGUGAUCGCUGUCAUCCUAGCAAGCUGUAUCUUACACACGGCUUCACCUCUAUCGGCGGGAAUCAGACCAUCAGCACGCACGGCUGCCGUAGUUCCCAGACUGGCUCUGGACAAUAAGGAAUUUGAAUAUCUCGAGGUCAACGGCUACGUCACGGGCCACGUGACACAUCCCGAGAGGACGCCCCCAGGCGGCGAACAUUUCGAAGAAGAUGCUGAGCGGGCCAUCGAGUCCUUCCAACAAUUCUACCAACUUCCGGUGUCGGGGGUCAUGGAUCCGGUCACCAAGGAGACCAUGUGGAAGCCGAGAUGUGGGUUCCCGGAUGUAGCGGUGCUGGAGAAGGGGAACGCAACGGGGGUGGAGCUAGAAGGAGCAAAAAGGAGGCGUGUGAGGCGGUAUAACGAUGGCGGAGGACUGUACAAGUGGGAUAAAAGGAAACUCACUUACACGAUCCUCAACUAUCCAUCCAGGGGUAAGCUGAAACCCUACGAGGUGCGUGAUUCCAUCAAGCAAGCUUUCGGAGUCUGGGCCGACGUCACCCCGCUGGAAUUCCAAGAGCUGGAGGGGUCCAGGGAGGCUGAUAUACGCGUUGGGUUUUUCCGGGGGAGCCACUCCUAUGACAAGGACCACCCGAUGUUUGACGGGCCGGACGGCGAGCUGGCCCACGCCUUCUCGCCGAAUAGCGGCUGGGGCGACGUGGACGGCGAUGUGCAUUUCGACGACGCGGAGAUUUUCGGUUUGGGGGAAAAUGAAAACGUGUACAACUUUUUCCAGAUCGCCGCCCACGAGAUAGGUCACAGCCUCGGUUUGGAUCACUCAAGGGAACCCAUGGCGCUCAUGUGGCCUCACUAUCAUUACAUCAGCAACUUCCGGUUGCCGAAGGACGACAUCUUGGGCAUCCAGUCACUAUAUGGUUCGAAUCCCAGCCAAGAUCAAAAAGGCAUGCAACAGCAGGAUGUAUCUCACUGUGUGACAGUCUUCGACGCCGUCACGUCAAUAGGGGGCGUCAUUUAUGUUUUCAAGGGAGGGAGAUUCUGGGAGAUAGCUGGCGGGAAGCUCGCCACUGCCAAGGACGGUCGAAUGACGGAUGACUAUUGGUACCAAAUACCCGCCAGGAUAAACGCUGUCUACUACAGGAGCGACGGCCGAACGGUGUUCUUCAAAGGUGCGAAGUACUGGGUGUACUAUGGCCAGUACGCCAUGCCAGGCUACCCCCGCCCCGUGGCCGAACUAGGCCUGCCCAGCGGCUUGGACGCCGCCCUGGCCUUCAACUCGGCCAAGACUUACUUCUUCAAGAAGAACCAAAUGUGGCGGUUCGAUGAGAAUCGGCAAGCCGUGGACAUCGGCUACCCAAAGAAGUUCAGGCGAGUGUUCAAGGGACUACCAAAGAGAGUGCUAUCGGCAUUCCGCCAUACUGACGGUCAGCUUUACUUUUUGAGCGGCAAGAAGUACUACCGGGUCAACAGGCGAGUUCGGAAGGUGGACAAGGGCUACCCGCGAUAUUUCACCAAGGAUUUCAUGGGAUGUAACUCUGUUAGGAGAUAACUUUUGGGAUAUUUUCUUUGUCUUCCAUUGGUUGUUCCGCAUAUCUGCUCGUCCUUGAUUACCGUGCAUAUCAUCGGCAAUUAACUACACCAUGUUGACUUGUAUGAUUAUGUAUGUUACCAUUAUGCGAUCAGCAAGACGUCGUUUGGCAACAGACCGGCGGCGAUUUGAAAAAGGUGGGGCAGGGAACGGGCGUCUUCAGACAAAUUAAAAAAAACUUCAAGGGGGAUGAUGACAACGAAUUUGCCGACAGACCAAUCUCUGCUGGGAGUAAC
This is a messenger RNA of Patiria miniata (bat star), 2521 nucleotides long. RefSeq names its product matrix metalloproteinase-24-like. The record is from RefSeq and is a predicted model, not a curated record. Gene Ontology annotation, biological process: extracellular matrix organization; proteolysis; collagen catabolic process. Lineage: Eukaryota; Metazoa; Echinodermata; Asteroidea; Valvatida; Asterinidae. The coding region runs from base 666 to 2246 and encodes 526 amino acids. Gene Ontology annotation, cellular component: extracellular matrix. The transcript has 9 exons. Gene Ontology annotation, molecular function: metalloendopeptidase activity; zinc ion binding.